Geodia barretti is the source of this 360-nucleotide messenger RNA. Lineage: Eukaryota; Metazoa; Porifera; Demospongiae; Tetractinellida; Geodiidae. The record is from the annotation of a GenBank genome assembly.
AUGAUCGGGAUUGGGCUCGAUUUUGGCACCACCAACAGCACGCUCGCCGUCUGGGAGGCGGACCGCAUCACCUACAUCGAUCUGGACCCGCCGGCAGCCAACCCCAAGAUCAUGCCCUCGGCGCUGUAUCUGGACCGCGCCAUGGGGCGCUCGGUCGGUACGGGGGCGAUCGACCGCUACCUCGGCGACAACCGCGGGCGGAUCGUCCGGCUGAAGCGGAUCAAGGUGGGGCAGAUCGCCAUGACCUUCAGCACGACCGAAUCGCAGCGCGCCGGCCACGGGCGCGGCGACACCACGCGCCUCCAUGAGGUGUCGGGCUACGACGACACCGAGCUGCCCGGGCGACUGUUCAGAGGGUGA